Messenger RNA from Capsicum annuum, 1533 nucleotides. RefSeq names its product 2-hydroxyisoflavanone dehydratase. The transcript has a single exon. Gene Ontology annotation, molecular function: hydrolase activity. Lineage: Eukaryota; Viridiplantae; Streptophyta; Magnoliopsida; Solanales; Solanaceae. The record is from RefSeq and is a predicted model, not a curated record. The coding region runs from base 235 to 1185 and encodes 316 amino acids.
UCCCCUACCACGCCAGUACAUGGAAAGCAGUAUUUCCUUACCAAAUAAUUUCUUGGUACUUUUGUCAUGCUCCCAUUCCAUAGUCCAUGAUCAAUAACACUCCGAACAUCAAUUAUUUUUAAUAAAAAAUAACCCCAAUUGGUAAAAGUGUCUUGUCGUUAUAUAUCCCAUUUGCACCUCAAAAAUUAUUUGCAUCAUCACUAAUACAUUAUACACCAUAUCUCAUACACCACCAUGGACUCCGGUGACAAUGAGGUUGUAGUUGAUUUCCCUCAACUCAUCCGUGUCUACAAAAGCGGCCGCGUUGAGCGUUUAUUCAGUUCACCUAUCGUUCCUCCGUCACCGGAAGAUCCUACCACUGGCGUUGCCUCAAAGGAUAUAGACAUUUCACCUGAAAUUCAAGCCAGAAUCUACCUCCCAAAGCUCACGAACCUCCACCAAACACUUCCUAUUUUAGUCUACUAUCAUGGAGGCGGAUUCUGUCUCGAAUCCGCCUUCUCUUUCCUUGACCAUCGUUACAUGAACCGCCUUGUUUCAGAAUCCAACGCCAUUGUCAUUUCGGUGGAGUACCGUCUUGCUCCUGAAUAUCCUCUUCCUGUAGGGUACGAGGAUUCAUGGACCGCACUUCAAUGGGUGGGAUCACAUGUAGCUGACCAACCAGGGUUCAAGAAGGAACCCUGGUUAGUUAACCAUGGUGAUUUUGAGAAGGUGUUUAUUGGUGGUGAUAGUGCUGGAGGUAAUAUAGUUUAUAAUAUAUCACUCAGAGCUGGAACUGAAACCAUAAAUGGAGGUAUCAAGAUCUUGGGUAGUCUACUUUGUUUUCCCUACUUCAUAACAUCGAAGGAUUUUAAGGAAGAUAGUUUGCCUAGUAGAAUGUGGGUUUUUGUGAAUCCAGCAGCUGAGAAUGGAGUUGAUGAUCCAAGAAUUAAUCCAUUUGUUGAGAAAGAUAGAUUAUCCUUAUUGGGUUGUUCGAAGACUUUGGUGUGUGUUGCAGAGAAAGAUGAGUUGAGAGAUAUUGGAAUUCAGUAUGUUGAAGCUGUGAAGAAAAGUGAAUGGAAUGGGGAAAUUGAAUUGAUUGAUGCUGAAGGUGAAGAUCAUUGCUUCCAGAUUUUUGAUACUGAGACUGAAAAGGCUAAAAAUUUGAUAAAGCGAAUGGCUAACUUUAUCAAACAGAGUUGUGUGUGAUGGUUUUUUGUUUUUCAUAUAAGAUAUUCUGGAAUUUGAAUAUCUGAAUGUGCCGUGGCGUAAAGGGCUCUGUGUGUGACUGCUUUUACUCUCCAAUUGGUAUGAUUAAUUACGUUUUCCUGGCAAUAAUGGGCAUUUUGGAAACGUCAAGCAGAUCAUCAUGCCAAAAUUAUUAAAUUACUACCCUUUUUAGUAACGUAUGUUAUUAUAGAUUUCCUUAUAUGUAAUUGGACAUUUUUCUUUUGUCUUUCCAACUAGCUCAUGCUAUUGUUCCUUGUAUUCUGGAAGGGUGUGUUUGGUAAGGCAUUCUCGAACAUUAUUUAAAUAAAAUUAUAAAUUUCUGUUUCA